GAGCAGCUAGAGUCGCUAAACGCCUGCAUUGAUGAUCUCAAAAACAAAAACGACCAACUAGAAGCCGAGAAAGUCAAGAUGAAGCAGGAGAUGCAGCAGCUGCGGCGGCAGCAAGUUAUGCAGGCCCGAGAGAGCUCGAAGGCGAAGGAAGCAGCAGAAGAAGCAAAAGCAGCAGCAGCAGCAGCAGCAGCUGAGAAGAAGGCGCUGCAGCAGCAGCUUAGGGACGCGCAGCAGCAGUUGGAAGAGCAGCAGCACGAGCAGCAGCAAUUGCGAAAGCAGCUAGACAAGUUGCAGCGGCAGCACCAGCAGCAGCAGCAGCAGCUGCAGCAGCUGCAGCAGGAGCAAAGCAGACGCGACAGCAGCGACGCAGGGGAAACUGCAGGUCUUGCUGCUGCUGAUGGUGAGGUCUUGAGUGACGCAGCAGCAGCAGCAGCAGCAGCAGAUCCUGCUGCUGCAGAAGAUGAAAAGGAGCAGCAGCUGCAGCAGCAGGAGCAGCAGCAGCAAGAGCAGCAGCAGCAGCAGGACAGCAGCGGAACUGGAGACCGCCCAGAGUUGUUCGGAAGCGGCAGCAGCGAGCCUGAGGAUGCAGCAGCAGCAGCAGCAGCGGAUGCUGCUGUUGCUGCAGCAGGACGCAGCAAAAAGAGCAGCAGCAAAAAGAGAAGGAGAGGAGCUGCCAAGGAGAGCAGCAGCAACUCAAAGAGAAGGAGACUAAAGAGACCAGCAGCAGCAGUAGCAGCAGCAGAGUCCGGCAGUGCAGAAAGCAACAGUGAGACAGAAAAUGAGGAGACGCAGCAGCAGGAGCAGCAGGAGCAGCAGCAAGAACAGCAGCAAGAGCCUCAGCAUGAGCAACAGCCGCAGGAGGAGCAAACGCAGCAGCAGGAAGAGCAGCAGCAGCAGGAAGAGCGGCAACAACAGCAAGAUCGGCAGGAAGAGCAGCAACAGCAGGAAGAGCAGCAGCAAGAGCAGCAGCAGCAGCAAGAGCAGCAGCAGCUGCAAGACCACAAGGCAGACCUGCCUGCUGCCGACAGCGAAGCUAGCAGUGCCAAGUCCCCAGCAGCAGCAGCAGCAGCAGAAGAGCAGCAGCAAAGGGAACUGCCUGAAGCUGCAGCGAGCACUGAUGCUGAACCUAUGGACCAGCAGCAGCAGCAGCAGCAGCAGCAGGCAGAAGGGGCAAGCGGCGCAGCAGCAGAUGCAGACUCCUCGGAAAGAGCGGAAACGGCAGCAGCAGCAACGCAGGCAGCAGCAGCAGCAGACGCAGCAGAAGCAGAAGCAGCAGACGCAACAGCAGCAGCAAAAGAAGCUGAAGCGGGAGCAGCAGCAGCAGUAGCCACAGAAGCAUCAGCAGCAGCAGCAGUAGCCACAGAAGCAUCAGCAGCAGCAGCAGCUGCAGAGUCAGCAGCAACGGAGGCGGCAACUGCAGCAGAAGAUGCAGCAGCAGAAUCCGCAGCAAAAGCAACAGAAGCAGCUGCAGAAGCAGAAGCAGCAACGGCAGCAACAGAGGCAACUGCAGUAGCAGAAGCUGCAGCAGCAGCAGAAGCAGCAGCAGAAAGCAGCAGUGAAGAAGAGAUGCCCCUGGGUAUGCUGGCAGCCAAGCGAGGCGCUGCUGCUGCUGCUGCUCCUGCUGCAGCAGCUGCUGCACCCGGAGCAGCAAGAGGGAGAAGGGGCAGGGGAGGCGGCGCAGCAAGAGCAGCAGCAGCAGCAGCAGCAGCAGCAGGCAGCAGCAAAGGGAAGGCAAAGGCAGCUCCUAAGGCAAGAGGAGGAAGGAAGAAGAAUAAAUGA
Messenger RNA from Eimeria tenella, 1779 nucleotides. RefSeq lists its product as uncharacterized. The transcript has 2 exons. Lineage: Eukaryota; Apicomplexa; Conoidasida; Eucoccidiorida; Eimeriidae. The annotation marks the transcript as partial. The record is from RefSeq and is a predicted model, not a curated record.